Alternaria alternata is the source of this 783-nucleotide messenger RNA. RefSeq lists its product as hypothetical. Lineage: Eukaryota; Fungi; Ascomycota; Dothideomycetes; Pleosporales; Pleosporaceae. Gene Ontology annotation, cellular component: membrane. Gene Ontology annotation, molecular function: metal ion transmembrane transporter activity. Bases 1 to 783 code for a protein of 260 amino acids. Gene Ontology annotation, biological process: metal ion transport; transmembrane transport. The transcript has 2 exons. The record is from RefSeq and is a predicted model, not a curated record.
AUGACUUACUUGGUUGUAUUGGAAUAUAUCGUUGUUAUUGAGAAAGAGGCGAAGGACUUUAUGGAUGAGAUUCAAAUAGUAGAAGAAUCUUUGCAAAUCGAAGAGCGUCCAAGUCUAAGCGCCCUACUCCGCCAAAUCAACACAAUCAGCCGAAAGAUCAGGGCAUCUACCCUAGAAGAACAGUGCAAGUUCGGCGUUGAAGCUGCGAACUGGAUACAUGGAAUUCUGAUGCGAUCACACAGCAACCUUUUCGAUCCUGAUACUGACUUGCUAGGAUCGGCCAGAAGAAUGCAACAGUAUCAUCCAGAUCGUUUGAAAGAAAGUAUCGCAGAGGUACGUCAGCAUAUCGCCGAUAUACGAGCAGAUGCCCAACAAGAGAAAGACGACCUUCGAGCGGCAAGAGAAGAACAGCUCCUCGCACAGAGCAUUCGAAUCGCAGAGGAAACACAAAGAGACAGUCGUACCAUGCGAGGCAUAGCGUGGGUGACAAUUGCGUUCCUUCCCGCAACCUUCGUAACCUCAUUCUUUGGCAUGAACUUCUUCAAUGGUAUUCCUGGAGAUAUUCCUUUCGAUCAAGCGAGCCGCAGCGUCUGGUUGUUUUUCGUAGUAGCAGUGCCAAUCAGUGGCAUUGUUCUGCUCACGUUCUAUUAUUGGGAUAAACAAGAGAAGAAGAAAGAUGACCUGAGAUUGAGGGUGGAGGAAGAAGCGGCUACAACAAACCAAGAUGAAUCGAAAACAGUAACACCUGUCGAAAAUGGUAUGGAGAUGUCAGAUCUAUCAUAG